CGCAAUCCAACAUGGCUGAAGAGACGAACCCCCCCGCUCCUGUUUCUACAGGCGAGAACGCCGCCGCUGAUGCUGCCGCUGAUGCUGCCGGUCCCUCCAAGAAGGCCGCCAAGAAGGCCGAGGCCAAGGCCAAGAAAGAGGCGCUGAAAGCCCAGCGAGCUGCUGAACGAAUUGCAGUUGCCUCAACCUCCAACGAGCCCGAAGAAGACCCCGCCAAAGAUUUCUACGGCCCCGCCACUCCGGCCCUGCUCGCCUCUUUCUCGGCCGAUGCUGAAGACGUCACCCUUCGAUCUAUCAGCGAGUCUCACAUCGGAAAGAAGGUUGUCAUCCGGGCAUGGCUCCAGAACACACGUAUGCAGGGCGCAAAGAUGGCCUUUGUCGAGCUGCGUGAGGAGGGCAAUUGGGCCAUCCAGGGCAUUGUCGCGGCUACUGGUGAUGCCAAGGCCGAGGGCGACUCUGCGCCUGUCAUCAGCAAGCGCAUGGUCAAGUGGGCGGGAGCUGUCAACCCCGAGAGUUUUGUGACGGUCGAGGCAACGGUCGAGAAGCCUUUCGCCCCCGUCAAGAGCUGCCGUGUUUCCGAUUUCGAGCUGCACAUUACCAAGAUCUUCGUCAUUGCUGCUGCCCCGGCUACCCUGGGCAUGACAAUGGCCGCGGCGAACCGUGCAGUCACCAACUUUAGCGAUGAGGAGGUCAAGCCCGAGGAGGGUGCCCAGGAGAAGGAGGCUGAGAGUGGCCCUCCAGCCGCCUCUAUGCUGACUCACUUGGACAACAUUGUCAUGCACAAGCGAUCGCCCGUUCAGCAAGCUAUUGCCGAUAUCCGUGUCGAGGUCAAGCACUUGUUCCGCGAUUACCUGAGGGAACACGGAUUCAAGGAGUUUGAGCCGCCGUGCCUCAUUGGAGCUGCUUCAGAAGGCGGCGCCAACGUUUUCGCCAUGCCCUACUUCAACCAAAAGGCGUAUCUUGCUCAGUCACCCCAGUUCUAUAAGCAGUUUGAGAUUGCUGGUGGCCGAAAGCGCGUCUUCAGCAUUGGACCCGUGUUCAGAGCUGAGAACUCCAACACCCCCAGACACAUGACUGAGUUCACCGGUCUCGAUAUGGAAAUGGAAAUCCGCAAGGACUACCAUGAAGUCCUUUCCAUGCUUGAAGGUGUGCUGCUGCACAUCUUCCGUGGUAUUGAGAAGCACUGCGCUGCCGAAGUCGAACUCAUUCGUUCCGUCUAUCCUUCCCAGGAGCUUCUCCUCCCCGAACCUGGAAAGGAAGUGCGCUUGACAUUUGCAGAGGCCCAGAAGCUGCUUCGUGAGGAGGGUCCCGAAGAGUUCCGCAACGUUCGUGACGAUGAAGAUAUGUCAACACCGCAGGAGAAGGCCCUGGGUGCGCUGGUUCGUGAAAAGUACAAGACCGAUUUCUUUGCAGUCGACAAGUUCCCCGAAGCCGCGAGACCCUUUUAUGCCAAGGUCGACCCUGCUAGCAAGCCCAAUGAGCCAGUCACCAAUGCCUUCGACAUGUUCCUGCGUGGACAGGAGAUUCUGUCCGGUGGUGAACGUAUUGCCGACCCCGAUGAGCUUGAGGCUCGCAUCCGUUUCAAGGGAGUUGAUCCCACCAGCGCUGGAAUCAAGGAGUACAUUGGAGUCUUCCGCCAGGCCGGUGUACCUCCUCACGGUGGAGGUGGUAUCGGCCUUGACCGUGUUGUUGCAUGGUAUCUUGCUCUGCCUAGCGUCCACUUGGCCGCCUAUUACCCAAGAACACCCAAGAAACUACUGCCAUAGAUGUCCUAGAAAAAGAUGGUGCUACAGCAUUGUAUGAUGUUGGUGUUUUGUGGCAAAAUAAAAUACCAAAAAGAUGAAUAGAAAGCCUUGAGUUGAGUGAUCAG
Molecule: messenger RNA, 1870 nt
Organism: Trichoderma virens Gv29-8
Lineage: Eukaryota; Fungi; Ascomycota; Sordariomycetes; Hypocreales; Hypocreaceae
Exons: 4
Coding region: 12-1766 (584 amino acids)
Biological process (GO): aspartyl-tRNA aminoacylation
Cellular component (GO): aminoacyl-tRNA synthetase multienzyme complex; cytoplasm; cytosol
Molecular function (GO): RNA binding; ATP binding; aspartate-tRNA ligase activity
Source: RefSeq, a predicted model, not a curated record